Messenger RNA from Aspergillus pseudotamarii, 1683 nucleotides. RefSeq lists its product as uncharacterized. The transcript is spliced from 4 exons. Lineage: Eukaryota; Fungi; Ascomycota; Eurotiomycetes; Eurotiales; Aspergillaceae. The record is from RefSeq and is a predicted model, not a curated record. The coding region runs from base 1 to 1683 and encodes 560 amino acids.
AUGGGGUCGGAACUCGGAAUCACCCCAGAGAGCAAACCGCAGGCUGUAUACACACCGGUGAGCAUAUGGUGGGCAUGCUGGGCCGGCGUGUGGACGACCGCCGUCGUGCUCGGUAUGCUCUAUCUCAUCGCCAAUCGCAACAUGCCGACUCUCCGAAUUCGAGGCCUUGGUCUGUCGCUAUCAGCAAUUGUACUGCUUCAUUUGUAUUGGGCAUCCGUCCAAUUCGGAGUUAUGAUUGGUCCCAUCAUGCCGGGAGACGCCCAGUACUGGAUCAUGGGCACUUAUUUGCCCUGCGGAAUUGCCCUUUUUCACGCUUCUAACAGUCGUUUCCUGCACGUCGCAAAGCAUCAGCGGAAAUAUGCCCACCAUGAUAGCCGUAUCACUGAGUCUGUGCCCGAGGCGAAGCCCAAAGGCGGUUUGUUUGCCCGCUUCCGUCAACUCGAGUAUACGAAAAGGAUUGUCAUCCUCGUUUCUAUUGCAAUGGUCUUUCAAAUAUUCCUCACUGUCCUGAUGUGGGUGAUUUCUCGCAAGUGGCACAGCUCUUGGGGAAUUCCCGGCACCGAGGUUACCGGUACUCCGAUGGAGCAAGCGACGGAACAGGGCCGAGGUUGGGAAUGGUGGGCCACCGUGUUUGGGCAGUUCUUUUGGGCCUGGAUUGUUGCUCCCAUCGUGCUCUGGAAGUCUCGCCAUAUCCAUGAUACCCAAGGCUGGCGAGUCCAGACGAUUGGCUGCGCUCUCGCUAACCUCCACGGCACCCCGAUGUGGCUCAUCGCUCUCUACGUUCCUGCCAUGGAAGUGGUCAACCAGUACUGGAUUCCUCCGCAGUGGAUUUGCCUGUCCAUUUGGAUCAUGGAAAUUUUCACUGUCUUUCUCCCCUGCUGGGAAGUAAUGCGCCACCACGCCCUUCGCCAGGAGACAUUCAACGCGAUCGAGCAGUGGGAAUCAAAAAUGAAGAAAUCUGGUUCAGAAGCCAGAUCUCUCAGCUCCGUCCCGACCAUGGUCGAUUCCAUGAUGUCCGGAUGGAAAUCCACCAACGGCUCCGUCGAUACCACCGGCUCCCGCGACAGUGUUCUAACCAUGGGCGCAUUGGAACAUGUCCUGGAACGCAACCCCGCUCCUCUUCAGAAAUUCUCUGCCCUCAACGACUUUUCCGGCGAGAAUGUCGCCUUCCUCACCAGCGUCGCCGAAUGGAAGAACUCGCUUCCCAAGGCACUCCGAGACAACACCGUUUCCAUGGACGACAACAUGAAAGAGUUGCUCCACGAACGUUUCAAUCGCGCAUUAAACAUCUACAUCAAGUUCAUCAGUGUUAGUCACGCCGAGUUUCCGGUGAACAUCUCCUCCCAAGAUCUCAGGAAGCUCGAACACAUCUUCGAAGCUCCUGCUCGUGCCCUGUACGGCGAGAAGCGCACUGUCGUCGAUCCUGUCACUCCUUUUGAUACCCCCAGUUUCCCCCUGAAAUCUCUUUCCUCACCCAGCCUUGGAAACGGCUCCCAGGUAGAGCUCCACCCGGUGUCCUCAGACGACCGCGUGCAAUUCUGGGGUGAAGUCCCCGAGGCAUUCGGGCCGACUGUCUUUAACGACGCCGAGAAGAGUAUCAAGUAUCUCGUUCUCACUAAUACAUGGCCCAAGUUUGUUAAGAGUCGCAGAUCCUCUGAUUCCAUUAAGGAGGAGCCUGUUUGA